Messenger RNA from Aplosporella prunicola CBS 121167, 751 nucleotides. RefSeq lists its product as uncharacterized. Gene Ontology annotation, biological process: regulation of transcription by RNA polymerase II. Gene Ontology annotation, cellular component: mediator complex. The record is from RefSeq and is a predicted model, not a curated record. The coding region runs from base 27 to 530 and encodes 167 amino acids. The transcript is spliced from 2 exons. Gene Ontology annotation, molecular function: transcription coregulator activity. NCBI's taxonomy places the organism in Eukaryota, Fungi, Ascomycota, Dothideomycetes, Botryosphaeriales, Aplosporellaceae.
AUCCAAACACCCUGGUAGAGCCGGAUAUGAGCUCAAACGAGGCCACUGACAGCGCGCGCAACGCCAAUGGCAACGCCGACCUGCCCGCAGAGCGCAUCAAGGCCUUGAGCGAAAUCAAAGAGGCCGUCCCCCAACUAGUCCGCGCCGCCGGUCUUGCCAUUGACGCGCUUUCCAACCGCCCUCUCAACGGCGACUCUACUGCCGACGCCCUCCAAGCACGCAAGGACGCUUUCUCGACGCACACAGCCGAAUACUUCCAGAAGCUUAAAAUGAUUGGCGAACGGCUCAACGACGAAGCGCAAGCGCUGGCCGACGCAGGCGUUAUCCCAGCGACGGCGGAGAAGCUCGACGAGCAAGCCGCCAGUGGCAAUAUUAAGAACGGUGGAAUGGGCGAAUUGGAUAUUGGAUGGCUGAAUGCCCGCGCCAAGGACCCUGGUGUAGAGAAAGCACUAGAAUUGUUCGACGAAGCGGAAGAGAGACUGAAAAUUAGGGUGGAAGAAAGGGAGAAAGGAGAAAGGCGACGUGAAUGACUAAGAGUAGGAAGAUCUCCCCGAUUUGAUCAUUACGAAAAAUUACGACAUUGGGAAGAGGGCAGGUUACAUUUCCUGGAGUUAGUGGGAUGUUCAAGAAAUGGAUUGAGCGGGAGCGUUUUCAUCAGUACGAAUAAAUACCCUCAGCAGCUGACAUGUCGGUGACAUGUCGACCACUCGGCGUUAUAAGGCGUCGAGACACGAAGAUACAAUAAAACCAG